Diaporthe amygdali is the source of this 4701-nucleotide messenger RNA. Its product is annotated as transcription mediator subunit Med12. Gene Ontology annotation, biological process: regulation of transcription by RNA polymerase II. Gene Ontology annotation, cellular component: mediator complex. Bases 1 to 4701 code for a protein of 1566 amino acids. The transcript is spliced from 3 exons. The record is from RefSeq and is a predicted model, not a curated record. Gene Ontology annotation, molecular function: transcription coregulator activity. NCBI's taxonomy places the organism in Eukaryota, Fungi, Ascomycota, Sordariomycetes, Diaporthales, Diaporthaceae.
AUGUCCUCACGACCCCCGAUGGGCGUCCCCCAGCGACAGCCCCCCUCGAGAUCCCUCAGCGGUUCGAGCUCCCUGUCGCAACGGCCUGCCCAUCAGCGCACGCUCUCGUCCCAAUACAUACCCUCUUCUCCCAUACGCAACAACAACAACAACAGUACCACCAGCAACAGCAACAUCUCCGCAGACUUCGCUGCCGACUCGAGCAGCCAGAACAGCAAUGCCACACAAACACAGUACGGGACCCCGCGGAGGGGUGGCUCACGCCUCAGGCUGGAACUGUCGAACCAGGGCAUCACACACUCCGGCUUCAUCGAGUCUCCCACCAGCGCCGGCGCCCUCGACCCCUUCAAGUCCUUCGCACCCUCGAGGCCUGCCGCACCAAGCAUGUCCGGCGACGUAUCCGACUUGGGCGAUAUGAGCAGUCCCCAGACCUCGAGGGGCGCUCCGACUGCAGAUAACGACAACAACCCCCUACCCAUGCCGAGGCGUCGCACGCGCUUCGUGGUUCCCGAUGUGAAGAAGGAUGUGGCCGCGCCAGCUCCUGCCCCGGUGAAAAAGGACAUCCGCCCCAAGCCAUACACUGUCGAAGUCCCGCCAGCCGCGCCUCGCUAUCUCGUGCUCAACGGCUCAGGCAAGGCCGACUCUUCGUCCAGAGCCGGGGCUUCAACCGCGCCUCCGACUGCGCACGCAGAUUUUAACCCAUGGACCGGCGACGGCCCCGAAGACCACUUCACCCAGACCUUUAUACAAACCGGAUUCUUUGAUAAGGCGCCCGUGGCGCAGGCCGAGACUUCGUCAGCCAAGGGUGCCAUAUUCCCCAGUCUGAAACACAAGAGCGGACUGUACGCGCUCUCAACCGUUUUCACAGGCAUCCUCGGGUCAAGACGACACAACGGCCAGAUCAACUCUGCUUCAACCUUCAAGCCGCCUCCCCGUGUGACCGUCACGGAUACAAAAAGGGAGGCCUGGCUCAAGGAUCUUGCCAACCCGACGACCUCACUUCGCCGACUGAGCAGAACAAUACCGCAUGGCAUCAGGGGCAAGGGACUCCUGGAACAGUGCCUCAACAAGAAUAUCCCGACCGAUCGUGCUGUCUGGCUGGCCAAGUGCGUGGGAGCAAAUGAGGUCAGGGCCUUCAAGCGAAAGGGCGUCAACGGCGCCGUUGUUAUGGGUGGAGAGGCCAAGUGGGUGCGAGAUUGGACCAUGUUCGUUGAACAAUUCGUCGAUGGUGUUGUGUCGUCAUUUGAGGAUGCCGAAUGGAAGGCCAAAGUCAACUAUGCACUACGCCUUGCUACACAUUUAUACGCCGAGCAUCUCCUGGACCGCGAGCAUUACAUGGAAUGGCUGGUCUCUGGGCUCGAGAAUUGUUCCCAAGCGAAAUUGCCCAUGUGGCUCUUGGUCACACAGAUAUACUGGAAAGAUCUCUUGAGGCUUAGAAAAUAUGGUCGGCGCCUUGUUGCCGCCCUGCUCAACCAGAACACGACUAUUCAAAAUCAUCCCGAUCAUGACAUCUUGGCUCCCCUGUCAUCGAGAAUUGCAAUUUUGCUAAAAACGUUGAUGAUCUCAAGCGCGACCAACUUUAUCUCUCCUUCAACAUGGGCCAAGCAUCGGGAUACCCUAUCCUCAGUCUUGCCUGCGGAUGACGAGAUGGUUCAAGCGGCGUACCGAGGGAUACACGCACGCAAUGAGCAGCUUGUGUCUAGCGUUCGGGCACCACCUGCAACGCGGCACGUGAUGGUCAAGAUGCUUGAUGGGACUCUUCAGACGCCGAUGCCAGAUGACUUACCGACAAAAUGCUGGAACAUGUCAGUAGACCAGAGCACACUUGCCAGAACAACCCUGGAGUGGUGUACCUCAUUGUACCGUCCUGGUGUGGCCAGGGUCUACGUUACAUGUCGCCUCCUUUCCACGUGGAUGACUUUUGGCUUGGACACGACUGCUGCAGUUCUGGAGUUCAUGAAUUCCGAUCCACUGGAGGAGCUUGAACGGAAGACGUCCCUGUAUCACCUGGUCUCCGAGCUUGUCCACUCUGGCUCUUUUGACCCCCUUAUUUAUGUUCAGUGGCUUAUAGCCCGCGGUGGACUGCACGAUUCGGACAGCGUUAUGCGAGACGGGCCUGCGAGCAGCCGACUCCUUGUCGAGCUACCCCUUCAUGCCCUCUCCCCAUCGCUGAGCAGUAUGCGUGCUAAUAUGCUUGGGAGAGCAUCAUAUAGUGUGGAAGAUGAGGCGAAGGAUCAAGAGAUGGCCAUCAAUUGCAUCAAAAGCAGCCUUGGGCUUCACUGGAACCCUGCUCCGAAAAGUAGCGCUAUCCCUCUUGGCAAACUCUGCAAAAGGGUCAGUCUGAGCAGUCGUUCAUUGAAGACAGAGAUCGGCCAGUUUAUCCGACGAACUUACGUACACGGAAUGGUGCAAGGCCAACUAGCCGGGAAGGAGAGCCUUCAACUUCCCGUCACCACGUUCAACGGUGUCAGAUCCGUUCUCGAAGCCGCAGAGGAUUUCCAAACUUUGGCGGAUCUUCUGAAGACAACGACGGGCUUCUACGAUGCUGACAUAUUAUCAUCUUCCGCCGAUACCCUGAACUUGCAUCUCCCAGUCUUUGGAGCUCUCAAUGUCGCGAAGGGUCUGUUUGAUACCCUUUUGGGGAGGCUCGAAAACAUCAAGCAGAUACAGGGUCUCGCCGGGACACGCCCUCUACUGACCUCAAUGGCUAUACUAGCGCCUCGGAUACCAGGGCAAGAAGCCCUUGUCAGCUAUCUCAAUGAGACUAUUCGCAACGAUCGGAGCAGUGCGGUCGACGCGUCCUCACCCGUCAGUGAUAACAUGGCCGCUCGAAUCCAGGACGAGGAAGGCGAGCUUCUGGACGAGAUCGAAAAAAGGCUUGCGAACAAAACGAGCAUGGAUCGCACUACAAUGAACAGCUUCUUGAACAAGAUCAUUCCCAAGGUCCAGGCAUGCUGGGGCACGGUGGAUGAGAGGCUACGGGCGUACAGUUCCCUGCUUACGAGGUUGCGGCAUUUUGACGUGCAGCAUUUCGACUCGUUCAUGACCAAAUGGGUUCUAGGAAUUCGCAACCCCCAGACUCGGCCAUCCCUCUCUCGAAUAUUUCCCCUCAUGAUCAGCGUGGGAUGUCUCAACCUCUCUAUUAUCCUGACUACGACGGGAGAUGCUGCGUCUGCUACGGGGAGUCCUUACCCCGCUGGUAAAACUUCUGGGCCGCUGUCGACAUACGUACAGGAGGUGCUAGAGAUGCUGACUAUGCCAGCUUCGAAAGAGCUCUUGACGCCGGAGGAGAUAUAUCGGUUCAAAAUUUUGCAAAACCAGGCACCAAAGUCACACCUCAAGGAAUUGGUCGCCCUUGUGCGUAAUGCUUUGACGGAAUUCUGUACUUUCCAGGCUCGUGGAGGGUCCGAGACAGCUCCAUUGGCCGACUCCCGCGCUCAAGGUCGACUUCUCUGCUUCCUCAGAACGCUUGUUCUCUCUGAUCAAGCUGUGGUGCCCAAGCUGUUGCCCAUGAAAACAGCGGAUCCAGCCGUGGUGCAGAUGAUGGACGACAUCACAACACGGCUUCUGCUCCCGCACGCUUCCGAAGGAACUCAAAUUACCUUUGACCAGGUCCUUGGACUCGCGAACGAGCUUACUUUGCCUUUCUGUCAAUUGAAGCUGUCUCAAGGUUUUGGGUCCACCGACACCUCCAGUGCCACCGCGCAGGAUCGGCAAGCCAAUCAGCUCGAGAUUUUCACAAAAGCCAUGGACAACGCCAUCGAUGCACGCAACAUAACGUGGACAGGGAUGCUUCCUACUCUCAGUCCCGAGAUCACCCAGCACCUGCUCAACCGAGCACAGACUCGUUUCUUCGACCUCUUGCCUUCCAAGGAACGGCCCCAACCCCCUCCUGGUAGUGUUGCUGCGGCAGAAAGUCUGCUGUCCGUCAUCGACACAAUCGGCCGUGGUGGCCUGAUGGGAUCUCGGUCACCACUUCAGCUUGCUUCUGCUACAGUCGACCGGCUGGCUGACCUGUGGGAGCUCUUGGCGUUACCAUCUGAGUCGGACGUCAAAGUCACUAUUCUCGUCAACUGGCUCCCACUCAUGUUGUCGUACCUGACACUUCAAGCGCAUGUCCACGACGCUGCUAAUAAGGCAUGCAAUGAGGUCCGCGGGCGAGCGUUGCUUGUCUUGUCUGGGAUAAUACAGGAGCUUGAUGGCCUAGUAUCGCUGUCUACCUGCGACCCGCGUGUGCCAUCAAAUCAGGCCGUGUAUCUCAUCCACCGCGUCUUCGACCUCGCCUUGAUUUUGGUCGACAAUUUAUCCGAAGAGAUCCGCCAGCAGUGUGUUCGCGUCCUAAAAGAAGCGCUUUCGGACUCACGGCUCAAGUACAUCUUUAGUUCUACACCGGCGCCACUUGAGAACUUCAUGCUGUCUCACAAGGACAAGCCGGCCACGCCCCAGCAGCCGCAGAGCCAGGGCAGCCAGGGCAGCCAGCAAGCUCAGCAGCAACGGCCGCGUGGCGCAGGGUUCCUCGGUGUAGGCGCUGCUGGCGGCAACAUCUGGGGCAACGCCGUCGGCCCAGGUGGGCAGGGGCAAGAGAAGCUGAGCGCGUUCACUUUCAAGAGAUGGGAAAUCCUGAACGAGCCCACAUCCAACGUGGGCGAGAACAAUACAAGCUUGAGCUUGACGCUUUUCGAAGCCAUCAAGCUGCACUAA